CGUUUUGCCCUGACUUCUGGUUGACUGCCGAAGUCGUGAAAAGCUUAAAUAAGGUAAAACAUCGCUCUGCUUGCUUGAGCGCACCUUCAAAACGAGCGGCUUUACCAUCUUUUCGUCUUCAGUUUUAGUAUCUACGUAGAAGUGACUUGGCUCGAUAUACCGGCAGAACAACUCUUGAUUGAAAUGACUCUACUUUCUGCAAUUGUGCUUGCCACUGUGCUUCUUACUUCGAUCGCGAGUGCACUCCCGCAAGUGGUCAGGGAGAAGAAACCGUCAUGGCCCCCUGUGAAAGAUCCAUGCACACUGUCCCCUGACCCUGGGCCUUGUGAAGCCCUCAUUCCCAAGUACUUUUAUGAUUCCGAGCGGCAGACUUGUGAGCAGUUCAUGUGGGGUGGAUGCGAUGGAGUGGUUCCGUUUCAUAGUCUCGAAGAAUGCGAAGAGAGCACUUGCAAUCCUUGUGACCAAAGCCCCGAUCCGGGGCCGUGCAAAGCCCGCUUCAUUCGUCACUUUUUCAACAAGGAGAUAGGGGCAUGCGAUACUUUUGUGUGGGGCGGCUGCUUGGGAAACGUCCCUUUUGUGACUCUGGCAGACUGCUUGGACGCCAAAUGCUCAGCGCACUAGGAAAAAUAUGGUAGGAUCUGUGUGCAACAGCGAAGAACCAUGCAGACUCUUUAUUCAUCGACAGGAUCUUUCAUUUCCAGCUAUCCUCACCGCACCACAUGGUUUCAGCAAACGCUUUCGAGGAAAUAAUAGUGCUAUUAUAUAAUAGUGCUAUUAUAAUUUAGAAAGAGUAGAACGCAGCACACUUGCCUGUUCCAAAUGAAUACAACGUUGCCUCUCAUUAGGACUAUUCUAGGGAUCCCGCCCUUCUUGAAAAGUACCUCAUCUCAGCAGCGAUGCAGAUACUUCAAAUUCCACUAUGCAAGAUGUACAAACAGUUCGACGGUAGACGUUUCUUCUAAAGCUCAUAGUGCGGGGGACGUUAAAAAAAUCAUCAUCUCAGUGA
Chondrus crispus (carragheen) is the source of this 1006-nucleotide messenger RNA. RefSeq lists its product as hypothetical. The transcript has 5 exons. Gene Ontology annotation, molecular function: serine-type endopeptidase inhibitor activity. The record is from RefSeq and is a predicted model, not a curated record. NCBI's taxonomy places the organism in Eukaryota, Rhodophyta, Florideophyceae, Gigartinales, Gigartinaceae. The coding region runs from base 184 to 621 and encodes 145 amino acids.